AUGUUCCAAGGCAGUCGUGCCAUUCUGGGCUACCGCCGUGAGCGAGACCUCCUCAUCAGACAGGUCGAAUCCUACAUUGAGAUUCUGCGAUCCAAGCCUACGGGGAACCACCUGGUCGAGGUCACACUGAAUAUCCGAGGCCUGGCCAUGCAAGCUAACAAGGUGAAAUGGGCUGCUGAAACCCUCGCCGUUGAUGCCAAGGAUAUGAAGUAUGUGACCUCCAAAUCCAUUGGCUUCUUCUCGCAUACCAUCCCAGCCCGUUGCAACAGACUUAGUGCAGAUGCCAACAUACCUACAAAACCAUUCAACAAGCUUAAUCAAACCCUCAUCUCACGAUUCCGCCAAGCACGCGAAAAUCUCAUCAACCUGCUUGACCAACAAGCCACAUUCUUACGCUUGGAUCUCGAAGCCCGCCAGUAUGUCAUUCCCUGUCUCCGUCGUCAAAUCCCCCAAUAUAUCGACAUCCUCGUCACCAUGUCAAUCAUGAUUUCCAACCGAUCCCGCCACCACCCAUACGUCCUUUUCCGGCGUAACUUAUACGGCGCCAUGUCUCUAAUGUACAACCCCUGCCGCUCAACCUACGUAGCCCGCUUCAAGGAAGAGCGCGCUGCACUGCGGUCUCAGCUCCGUGUCAAUGCCAAUGCGCUGAGAGCUUGUCCUCAGACCAAUGAGGAGGGAUUGGUUGCUUCGCGCCGGGUUUCGGUUGCGUUGUGUGGCCUUGUGCCGAGGGUUUAUUGUUUGAAGAAUGCGGCUGUGGAUAUGGAUGUAAAGACGAGGGGGAAUCCGUUUGUUCUGGCGAAACCGUAUGCUUUUUAUAGUCAUGAUGUGCCGCCGAGAUGUAUGGAUAUCGUGGCUAGUUUGCUUCAUUGGGCGGAUAUGCUGGUUAAUAGGGAUGGGCGACGGACAGAUGGUAUUGUUAUUGAGAGUAUUGAGUACAUGCUGGAUCAUAUGGAGUUCUGA
Penicillium salamii is the source of this 960-nucleotide messenger RNA. The record is from the annotation of a GenBank genome assembly. NCBI's taxonomy places the organism in Eukaryota, Fungi, Ascomycota, Eurotiomycetes, Eurotiales, Aspergillaceae.